AUGAGUCCAAGUAGGAAGAAACUUCGGAAACGGCUCGUUGCUCCAAUCAAGCUAACUGCUCUAGAACGGCAGAUAACUAAUGGCCAAAAAAAACUAGACGAGGAGGAAGAGGAGGCUUCUGUCAGUGCGCCGGAGAGAGCUCGUCCAACAGGUAGAGUGUUUUUUCUGGCUGCAGCCAGCACGUCUCUGAGCUCCCCGGAAGAAGCUGAUUAUGAUAUGAUAUGGAAAUCCCACAAAUAUGUUAGCCAACCAAGUGUGUAA
Molecule: messenger RNA, 261 nt
Organism: Trichophyton verrucosum HKI 0517
Lineage: Eukaryota; Fungi; Ascomycota; Eurotiomycetes; Onygenales; Arthrodermataceae
Exons: 1
Coding region: 1-261 (86 amino acids)
Source: RefSeq, a predicted model, not a curated record